This is a messenger RNA of Cannabis sativa, 1197 nucleotides long. RefSeq names its product phosphoglycerate mutase-like protein 4. Gene Ontology annotation, cellular component: cytoplasm; cytosol. Bases 54 to 962 code for a protein of 302 amino acids. Gene Ontology annotation, molecular function: phosphatase activity. The transcript is spliced from 7 exons. Lineage: Eukaryota; Viridiplantae; Streptophyta; Magnoliopsida; Rosales; Cannabaceae. The record is from RefSeq and is a predicted model, not a curated record.
CAAAAAUGAUAAGCGUAAUAAUAAUAUAUUGACGUCGUCCUUGAACUCAGAAAAUGAGAGCAGUUCCCACCUGUCUCCCUGUCACUGCAAAUUGGCUACUUUCUUCUUCUUCUUCGUCCUCGUCCAAAUCGCAAAGCUCACCCAAUCUUUUCUUUCACAACUCUUUCAGAUUCCGCGCACUUCAUCAACUUCUCCGCCGUAACGUAUCGUCGACCUUGACUUUGACUCGCUGCUCAACUCACCUUCUCAGAAAGGUCGAAUUCUCCAUGGCCGAGUCCGAUUCUAGCUGCGAUAAUAUUCCUGCUUAUGCUGAAAUCGUUGUGGUGCGUCAUGGUGAAACGGAGUGGAAUCACGACGGAAGAAUUCAGGGUCAUUUGGAUAUUGAUUUAAAUGAUGCUGGAAGACAGCAAGCAGUUGCAGUGGCUGAAAGGUUAUCAAAGGAGCCCAAAAUCUCAGUUGUGUACAGUUCCGACUUAAAAAGAGCUCUUGUGACUGCUGAGACUAUUGCAGCCAAAUGUGGUGGAUUAGAGGUUAUUAAAGAUACUGAUUUACGAGAAAGGCAUUUAGGGGAUCUUCAAGGUAAAGUAUAUAGUGAUGCUGUCAAAGCCUGUCCUGAGGCGUACAAAGCCUUUACAUCUCCAAGUAAAGAUCAAGAAAUUCCUGGUGGGGGUGAAAGUCGAGAUCAACUCUUUGUACGCUGUACUUCUGCGUUACAGAGAAUCGGUAAUAAGCAUAAAGGAGAGCGAGUAGUUGUGGUUACUCAUGGAGGCGUAAUCAGAUCGCUGUACAAAAGGGCUUGCCCAAACGAGAAGACUGGACCGAAGGUACUCAACACUUCUGUCAAUGUGUUUCACUUGUCUGAUGGGGACAAAUGGACCUUACAGGUCCGGGGUGAUGUCUCUCAUCUUGAUCAAACAGGUUUUCUUGAAUCUGGUUUUGGUGGGGACAAAAAUUCUGGUUAGUUAUUACAUUAUGCCAUUUUCUAAUAACCAAUUCAAACACAUGAACAAGCUUCAGAGUACUGGAAAAAGUGUCGGGAAAUAAUUACUGGACACUAUUUUAAGCAGUUUUUCAUCCAACUUUGGGGAAGAGACUGAACCACUAAUGUUGUAAUAUUUAUAAUUACCGUAUUCUAAGAUAUAGAUGUAACUAAAAUGACUAUUAAUGCAAUAUUCUUGUGUUUCUUUUUUUCUUUAA